AAUAUAUAUAUUCAAACGGUAACUAAAAAAACAAAGCUAAACAGCAUUAGCUUUCCCCCAUCCAAAGUCCAGGAGCUUUCAUUGUGUAGUCAAAACAGCCUUCAAUUUAAUUCGCCAUUUGUAUGGCUUGAGCCUAAGCUUCUGCCUCAUUUCUGUUGGGCUCAGAUACCAUACAAAUGAUUGGAGAGCUCGCGUGGGAAGAUCGGGAGACCGUUAGGCGAUGGGACCUCCUCCGAGGGGCGCGACUAGCGACCCCAGACCACCCGGUAGCAAUUGGCAGAACAGACAUUGAAGACUUAGACCUCUAUGCUACAUCUCGGGAAAGGCGGUUUCGUUUGUUUGCCUCUAUAGAAUGUGAAGGGCAGUUAUUCAUGACUCCGUAUGAUUUUAUUUUGGCUGUUACAACAGAUGAGCCCAAACUUGCUAAAACAUGGAAGUCACUUUCCAAACCGGAAUUAAAUCAAAUGCUCUCAGAAACACCACCAGUUUGGAAAGGAUCAUCAAAGCUAUUUCGAAACCUUAAAGAAAGAGGUGUGAUUUCUUACACAGAAUAUCUUUUUCUCUUGUGUAUUUUAACAAAGCCUCAUGCAGGUUUUAGAAUAGCUUUCAACAUGUUUGACACUGAUGGCAAUGAGAUGGUGGACAGAAAGGAGUUUUUGGUGCUUCAAGAGAUAUUCAGGAAAAAAAAUGAAAAGAGAGAAACUAAAGGAGAUGAAGAAAAGCGUGCAAUGCUGCGUCUUCAACUAUAUGGAUACCAUUCACCUACUAAUAGUGUACUUAAACCAGAUGCUGAGGAACUUGUCUCCAGAAGCUACUGGGAUACAUUGAGACGUAAUACAAGCCAAGCACUGUUUUCAGACCUCGCAGAGCGUGCUGAUGACAUUAUGAGUUUGGUAACAGAUACCACACUUCUUGUACACUUUUUUGGAAAGAAAGGAAGAGCUGAGCUCAACUUUGAAGAUUUUUAUAGAUUCAUGGAUAACCUCCAAACAGAAGUUUUAGAAAUAGAAUUCCUUUCCUACUCUAAUGGAAUGAAUACCAUCAGUGAAGAAGAUUUUGCUCAUAUUCUUUUACGAUAUACAAAUGUGGAAAAUACAUCCGUAUUUUUGGAAAAUGUGCGUUACAGUAUAGCUGAAGAAAAGCAAUUAACAUGUCACCCUGAGACAGAGACUGUUGCUGUGGCAUCUGGUCGCAGCAUACACUGAUUCAGAGCCAGAACAGUGACCAGUUUCCCUGGCAACAAGCUCUCCACAGCAGGACAAACCCCUUCUGGCUCCGUCUCCCUAAUUGAUUCGAAUGGUCCUCUCUGGAAAACAUGACAGGUGGGAUUGGGUCACAAAGCAGAAUUCAGGUUUGGAACAGGCGACCCUGAAUGUAAGAAAAGAGAAAGAGAAAAAUGUGAAAAGACAGUGAGGAUUCUCCUUGCAAAUAAAGAGGGAUUGUAAUUAAAGUGGGAAUAAUGUAUAUAAAACUUUGUUCUUAUUUUGAUAAGAAACUUAUAAUAAAUAUUAUUUUGAUAAUAAACCACUUAAUCAGUAGUUGGCUUGCACGAAAAUAGGCUCUUCUGGUUUUUUCUCUAGCUUUCCAGUGCAGCCUUGUUAGUAUGCCUUCCCCUACAUUCAGGUCAGAAUUGGUUAAGCCUAAGCUCUUGGCCCUCGCUCUUUUCAGUUUACCUUUUCUUUCAAUUACAUUAAUUUACUGAGUAGAACACUUAAUUAAAUGCAGCUCUUAAUGCCCAAAUUUGUAUUAUUUGAAAUAUGUGGUAUUUAUUUUAAAUAACUUCCCUAUUUAAUUCAAGUAAUAGUAGUGGCAAUAAUUGUAGCUUAUGUAAAUGACAUUCCAGAGUCCUGUCCAUGAUCCCACACCAAGCCCUGCAUCAGGCCUCCCUGAGCUGUAUGUACAGUCACUACGCUUCCUCCUGCUGUGCUGGCCAUGCUCUCGCAGCAGGAGCAAGUAAAAAUACACUACUGUUGGCUUAUUUUCAUUUUUCAUUGUCAUUAUAAAGAUAUUGAUGAUCAUC
This is a messenger RNA of Myotis brandtii (Brandt's bat), 2020 nucleotides long. RefSeq names its product mitochondrial calcium uptake family, member 3 (gene MICU3). Gene Ontology annotation, cellular component: uniplex complex. Gene Ontology annotation, molecular function: calcium ion binding. The transcript has 12 exons. The record is from RefSeq and is a predicted model, not a curated record. The coding region runs from base 177 to 1205 and encodes 342 amino acids. Gene Ontology annotation, biological process: calcium import into the mitochondrion; mitochondrial calcium ion homeostasis. NCBI's taxonomy places the organism in Eukaryota, Metazoa, Chordata, Mammalia, Chiroptera, Vespertilionidae.